This is a messenger RNA of Sardina pilchardus (European sardine), 2125 nucleotides long. RefSeq names its product X-prolyl aminopeptidase (aminopeptidase P) 1, soluble (gene xpnpep1). The transcript is spliced from 20 exons. NCBI's taxonomy places the organism in Eukaryota, Metazoa, Chordata, Actinopteri, Clupeiformes, Clupeidae. Bases 19 to 1878 code for a protein of 619 amino acids. The record is from RefSeq and is a predicted model, not a curated record. Gene Ontology annotation, molecular function: metalloaminopeptidase activity.
AUCUCAAGAGACGCUGCCAUGUCCCCAAAGAUAACCGUGGAGCUGCUGCGGCAACUGCGCCAGGCGAUGAGGAACAGCAAGUACCUGAAGGAGCCCAUCCAGGCAUACAUAGUGCCGUCUGGAGAUGCCCACCAGAGUGAAUACAUUGCCCCCUGUGACUGCAGACGUGAAUUCAUCAGCGGUUUCAAUGGCUCUGCAGGCACGGCCAUCAUCACAGAGCAGCACGCCGCCAUGUGGACGGACGGCCGCUACUUCCUGCAGGCCAGCCAGCAGAUGGACACCAACUGGACCCUCAUGAAGAUGGGUCUGAAGGAGACCCCAUCCCAGGAGGACUGGCUCAUCAGUAUCCUGCCGGAGAACUCCCGGGUCGGCGUCGACCCCUGGAUCAUUGCAGCUGAUCAGUGGAAGAACAUGUCCAAGGCCCUGUCCGGCGCGGGCCACGCCCUGGUGGCCGUGGCGGACAAUCUCAUCGACGCGGUGUGGGAGGACCGGCCGCAGCGCCCCAGCACGCCGCUCAUCGCCCUGGGCCUCAAGUACACCGGUUUGUCAUGGCAGGACAAAGUGACCGCUCUGAGGGCAAAGAUGGCGGAGAGGAAGAUCUCCUGGUUCGUCGUCACAGCGUUGGAUGAAAUUGCUUGGCUGUUUAACCUGCGAGGAUCAGACAUCGAGUACAACCCAGUGUUUUUCGCUUACGCCAUCGUGGGGCUGAACUCCAUCAGACUCUUUGUGGACCAGAAGCGACUGGCCAACCCGGUGAUCCGCGAGCACCUGCAGCUGGACUCCCCCGGGCGGCCGGAGCUCAGCGUCCAGGCGGCGCCGUACGAGCUGGUGCACACCGAGCUGCAGGCCACCUGCGCCGGGCUCCGCCCCAAAGAGAAAGUGUGGAUCUGUGACAAGGCCAGCUGCGCCCUCACCCAGACCAUCCCCAAGAUGCACAGGUCCCCCAUCCCCUACACACCCCUCUGCCUCGCCAAAGCUGUCAAGAACAACACCGAGGUCGAAGGGAUGAAAAUGGCCCACAUCAAGGAUGCUGUGGCCCUGUGUGAGCUCUUCGCCUGGCUGGAGAAAGAGAUUCCUAAAGGCAAUGUGACCGAGAUCUCAGCGGCUGACAAGGCGGAGGAGUUUCGAAGCCAGCAGAAAGACUUUGUGGGCCUGAGUUUCCCAACCAUCUCCAGCGUGGGACCAAACGCCGCCAUCAUACAUUACAGACCUCUGCCUGAGACCAACAGAACUUUGUCCUUAAAUGAGCUCUACCUGAUCGACUCUGGAGCCCAGUACAUGGAUGGGACGACCGAUGUAACCCGCACAAUGCACUUUGGGACGCCCACAGAUUACGAAAAGGAGUGUUUCACUUACGUCCUGAAGGGCCAGAUUGCUGUCUGUGCGGCCAUUUUCCCCAACGGUACCAAAGGUCACCUGCUGGACUCGUUUGCGCGGGCGUCGCUGUGGGAGGCGGGGCUGGACUACCUGCACGGCACGGGCCACGGCGUGGGCUGCUUCCUCAACGUCCACGAGGGGCCCUGCGGCAUCAGCUACAAGACCUUCGCCGACGAGCCGCUAGAGUCCGGCAUGAUCGUCAGUGAUGAGCCCGGCUACUACGAGGACGGCUCGUUUGGUAUCCGCCUGGAGAACCUAGUCCUGGUUGUGCCCGCCAAGCCCAAAUACAACUUCAGGAACAGAGGCAGCCUGACGUUUGAGACCAUCACGCUGGUGCCCAUUCAGACCAAGAUGAUCAACACAGAGCUGCUCACGCAGAAGGAGCGCGAUUGGGUGAACGAGUACCACAAACAGUGCCGCGCCAUCACCGGAGUGGAGCUGGAGAGGCAGGGCCGCAAGGAGGCGCUCGAUUGGCUGAUGAGGGAGUCCCAGCCAAUGUGAGCACGCGGGGGAAAACACAGCCGACACAAAAGUUGUCAUUGAGUGACUUUUAUUUGAGCCAAUCUACAGUGACUCUUUUUAUUGUCUCUCUUCUCUCUCACUCCUGUUUGUUAUUCCAUAAAGCAGACGGUUGUUUCUUUCUCUCUCUCUCUCCCUCUCUCUCUCUCUAUCUCUCUCUCUCUUUCUCUUUCUCUCUCUCUUCCUCCAGCCAGCACAUUUCAUACUGUCGCUCUAAACUCUUAUUAUA